This is a messenger RNA of Lineus longissimus, 1490 nucleotides long. RefSeq lists its product as uncharacterized. The transcript is spliced from 12 exons. The coding region runs from base 24 to 1163 and encodes 379 amino acids. NCBI's taxonomy places the organism in Eukaryota, Metazoa, Nemertea, Pilidiophora, Heteronemertea, Lineidae. Gene Ontology annotation, biological process: L-cysteine biosynthetic process. The record is from RefSeq and is a predicted model, not a curated record. Gene Ontology annotation, cellular component: cytoplasm.
CAGAUUAGAGAUUACUUUUCAAGAUGGCUGCGCCCAUGUUGAAAAUAGGCCGAAUUUUAUCGCCAAAUUUUCGCAGAAAAGUCAAGCUAACACCUGUCCUGUCCAAUCAACCUUUACAAUACGACCAAAGUAGAUACUUAUCUUCCAACAAUGCUGCUGUUAGAAAAGGAUUUGUUGGGAUGGUUGGCAGGACUCCAAUGGUUCGUCUCCAUAAGAUGAGUGAAGAAACAGGGUGUGACAUACUUGCAAAGGCAGAGUUUGCAAAUGGAGGAGGGUCAGUCAAAGACAGGGCAGCAUUGUAUCUCAUCAAGCAGGCCCAAGAGAAAGGGUUGAUUCGACCAGGUGGUACGGUUGUUGAAGGUACAGCUGGAAACACUGGUAUCGGUCUGGCUCACAUGUGUCUGGCUUUGGGAUACAAGUGUGUCAUUUUCAUGCCAGAUAAUCAGUCUCAGGAAAAGGUUGAGGCUCUAUUAGCUCUUGGUGCUGAUGUCCGACAGGUCCCAGUUGUGCCAUUUACAGACGAGAUGAACUACAACCAUCAGGCACACAGGUUUGCAGAUAGCAUAGAUAAUGCUGUGUGGACUGACCAGUUCGAUAAUCGUGCCAACAGACAAGCACACAUCGAAACAACCGGUCCUGAGAUCUGGCAGGAAACUGGUGGUAAAGUGAGCGCAGUCACGUUUGCGACAGGAUCAGGAGGAACGCUUGCAGGGGUGGGCAUCUAUCUGAAGGAGAAGAACCCAAGUAUCCAGGUCGUCCUUGCUGAUCCACCGGGUGCCGUACCUUACAACUGGUUCAAGCACGGCAAAAUGGAGAGAACGGAGGGAGGCUCAAUCUGUGAGGGCAUCGGCCAGGGCCGCAUAACCAAUAAUCUUGAAGGUGCUCCAGUGGAUGAUGCUUUGUUAGUGCCGGAUACUGAUUCUGUUAACAUGACCUUCCGAUUACUCCACCAGGAAGGAUUUUUUGUUGGUGCUUCAUCCGGCCUGAAUGUGUCAGCAGCUGUCAAGGUCGCUAAGAUGCUCGGACCUGGGCAUACUGUGGUCACAUGCUUGUGUGAUACUGGACAGAGAUACUUCAAGAAGCUUUUUAGCAAAAAGUUCCUCAUCAGUAAAGGACUCCUAGAUUCCGUACCAGAAGAAUACCAUCGAUCUCUCCAGGAGUGAUACAUGAGCUAAUAUGAUUGACUGUGAUUAUAACUUGAUUGGUCCGAUCAUGUAUGGAUUGUCAAUGCUGUGCUGGACUGUUUAUCAAGGCUGGCAGCCCAAACAGAGGAUAAUUUAAUGAAGUAGAAAUCAAGAUGUUUAUCUCCUAGCAGAUGGCAUUGGUUACAACCUCGAACAGCAUUGUUGGGGACUUUGACAACGUAAAUGCUGUAGGAGCAUGGAACUGAUGUAGGAUAUUUUUUACUUAAAGUAGAGAAUGUGAAAAAACGCCAUAGAAAUUGUCAUCAACGUGCAAUGUGUACCGAGAUGUUAAACUUUAUUAAUAUA